This is a messenger RNA of Exaiptasia diaphana, 2615 nucleotides long. RefSeq lists its product as uncharacterized. Gene Ontology annotation, biological process: intracellular signal transduction; phosphatidylinositol phosphate biosynthetic process. Gene Ontology annotation, molecular function: 1-phosphatidylinositol-3-kinase regulator activity. The record is from RefSeq and is a predicted model, not a curated record. The transcript has 2 exons. Gene Ontology annotation, cellular component: phosphatidylinositol 3-kinase complex. Bases 213 to 1550 code for a protein of 445 amino acids. Lineage: Eukaryota; Metazoa; Cnidaria; Anthozoa; Actiniaria; Aiptasiidae.
UCGGAAAUGUUGAUGUUUACGCACAGGAGUUGAAUUUCUAUUCAUUUUGCUGUCAACUCAAUACCAUCUGUUGAGGCGUACAACCAGGAACUUAGAAAGUGAUCGAAAUGCAUGAUUCUAGUUUCAGAAUCGAUCUUUAUACACUAGUAACAAAAAUGAAACUGGAAACAAGAUAACUUUUAGUUUGACGACAAGAACAAGACUCGACAGCUAUGGCUGAAGGAGGCUUUGACUUGAGGCAGAAUUUUAACUUUUCUGACUCUGACAGCGAAGGAGAGGAAGAUAGAAUGGCUCGUGAAGUAAGGGAAAGGCUUUUCGUGUUCGGUCUGGAUGGGGAUAUCAGCCCUGAACGAAAAGACUCGUUAGAAGUAGGUUUACAAUCUUCUCAAAACAGAGAAAACGACGAAGCUGAAACGACAAGAAAUGUUUCAAGUGCAGACCACUCUUCAAGUUCCAAUCAAACUUCCAGUUGUCCAGCACUUUAUGAUAACAUCACAACGAGGAGAAGAUCAAGAACGUUCUCAUUUGGUCGAUUAGUAAGACGACUCAGUCGCAACCGAAGAAGAACGGCAAUGGAUGAUGCGUACAGAGAAAUUGAAAUUGGUUCAGUCGGCGGAAGGAUGCUUACAGCUGGCUUAGAAAUCGCGCAAAAUUCUCCUUCAAAUCAGAAUGAGACAUACAGGGAACGUUUAGGCGAUAGAAGAAUACGACAAAGGCCACAAAGUACUGUCGUCUUGCGUCCCAGAACUUCUACUGACGUAAGUGACAGACGAAACAGAAGGCCAAACUCAUUUAUUGGUAGAGUUUGCAAGUUGUUUGAUUCUAGUAAUGCUGAGGACAUAAGAGAAACCCCGCCGGGACCUAGUUUAAAUGCAGAAAGCACCUCAGCUGAUAGUACCGCUAUGAUAGAUCCAGGAACACCAACGAUAAGAUUCCCAAUUGGAGUUAAUGAACUUGUUGCAAUAAGAAGAGAAAGAGCGAGAUUGAGGGUUGAGCAAACUCGAAUAGAGUAUCACAUUAUUCCAGACAUCUUAGAUAUCACUAACUGUCCUUGGUACUGGGGGAAAAUCAAUCGUUUUGAAGCAGAAAGGGUGCUUGAAGGCCAAUCUGAUGGAACCUUUCUUCUGCGUGACAGUGCACAACACCAUUACUUGUUUUCUGUCAGUUUUAGAAGAUAUUUCCGUACUUAUCAUGCCCGUAUUGAACAAUGGAAACACAACUACAGCUUUGAUAAACCAAGUGAUUUUUCAUUUCGUUCAAGAAAUCUGUGUGACCUGUUAGAACACUAUUCACAAGCUGAACAGUGUAUGUACUAUGAGCCUUUGUUGCUUCAUCCCUUUCCAAGGAAGUCAGUCAUGUCCUUACAGCAUUUGUGCCGUGCAAUUAUUUGUAACCAAACCACCUUCCAAGCAGUUGAAGAAUUACCAUUGCCYAAAUCUCUGAAGCUGUAUCUGAGGGAGUACCAUUACAAAGUKGCUGUCAAAAAGAUGGAAGACAAAGGAACCCAGACAGUACCWUGCAGGAAAAUUUUUGGGAUAUACAGGAGUUAAGUUAUCGGCAAAUCUACAAUGAAAUUUAAUGAAUGUAACAAGGACAUGAAAUCUGCAUCAUGAUUAGACAAGUUUGACAUUGUUAAAAUGCAUACACAGAAUCCGUUCCARCAAGUAAACUUAGGUAGACACAUUAAAGUUAAACAAUUAAAAUAUUUCACCCUUUUUCUUUUUAAAAAAACAAGAUCCUUUCCAUAAUAAAUUGAAAGUCAAAGAAAUGAGUAAUAAUCUCAUAAAUUGGCAUCUGAAUUUUUUUUUACUGGAAGACUGCAAAACUAYYAUAGUGGUCUAAAAAUUAUGAAAUUAUUGYUKAACCCAAAUAUUUUGAGUUCAGACUUUACAAAGAGGGCUUUAACGUGAUAAGCUGGGGCACCAUUUGCAUGAUACAGCUAUCAUUUGACUGUGAACUACCAGAAUGUUCUAUGUAUUGUACUACUAAAGAGAUAGCAAUAUUACAAUACAAAAGAACAAAGCAUUCUGAAAGAUUCAGUAUAUGAUAACUUCAUGCAAACACMAUUAUACUCAUUUAGGCACCAAUAUAGGUUUUGUAGGGUAUUAUUGUUUCACAGACACCUUUGAUUUUGAUCUAAGACUGAUAAGUUCCUCAGAACAACCCAAAAUGCUGGUAGAAAAUCUAAAAGUGUGUUACUGUUUGAUACCAUAGUGUUUGGAAAAUGUAACACUAAAUAAGAACUAGUUAUUGUUCUUCAAUGUUAGAUGUAACAUGAGUUUUAUCAUGGUUUCAGAUUAUACACAUUGUAGUAUUUGUACAAAUAUUUUCCAUCAUAUGGCUCUCUUACUUGGAGUUUUAUAAAUAUUGAAAUACAUCAACCUUGAACAGGGUACAUAUAAUGCUCUUUAAUGWAUGAUCUCCAAAAUAGGGGGACAUUUCUACGACCAGAUAUUCAUUUUUUUACAAGUAUCAUUCAGAAAUCAAUACUGCAUAUGCCAAAAUUGUAAAAUUCCAAGUUUGAGGUCCUUUAUAAAAAGAUAUUCAACAUAAGAAUUUUAGCACAAUCAAACAAAGUAUUAUAAUAUUAAAACACAUGAAGUAGAUAUAAUAAA